GCAGCCAUAAUCCCCAGUCCCAAUGGUCUUUGGUGGGGAUUGCUGGGAGUUGACGUCCAACAACAUCUGGGGACACAACGUUGAGACGAUUUAGAGCCGUGCGUUAGUCUAGUCGCUGUUUACCUCUAUGGUCCUGACCAGAAGACCGGGGAAGGCCCUCUGGCGCAUGCGCGAUCAUCUUCCCCAGCAAUGAGAGUCUUAGUAGGCGGUGGAUCUGGAUUUGUGGGCAGGACGUUAACCCAGCUGCUGAGGAGCCGAGGCCAUGAGGUGACCCUUGUUUCCCGCCGCCCUGGGAAGGACCGGAUCUCCUGGGAUGAACUUUCCCGCUUGGGCCUCCCUCCCUGUGAAGGUGCAAUCAACCUGUCUGGGGAAAAUGUCCUUAACCCUUUUCGCAGGUGGAAUGAAUCCUUCUGCCAGAAAGUCAUUGCCAGCCGAGUGGAGACCACAAAGACUUUGGCAAAAGCCAUUGCAGAGGCUGAAAACCCACCUCACGUCUGGAUCCUUGUCACCGGCGUAGGGUAUUAUCGGCCCAGCCGCACCAUUGAAUACACAGAAGACAGUCCUGGUGGAGAUUUCGAUUUCUUCUCCCGCCUGGUGACCCGUUGGGAGGCGGCUGCUAAGGUCCCCGGCAAUGCCACCCGCCAAGUGGUGGUGAGAUCUGGGGUCGUGCUGGGCCGGGAUGGGGGCGCCAUCGCCCAGAUGUUGUGGCCCUUCCGCCUGGGCCUGGGGGGCCCCAUCGCUUCUGGCCUCCAGCCUUUCCCCUGGAUCCACGUGGCGGAUUUGACAGGCAUCUUGGCUCACGCCCUGGAGAACGGGAGUGUCAACAAGGUCCUGAACGGCGUCGCGCCCUCCGCUGUCACCACCACGAACGGGGACUUUGCCCAGGCGAUGGGCUCAGUGCUCCGGAGGCCGGCCUUCUUGCCCCUGCCAAGCUUUGUGGUGUCUGCCAUCUUCGGGCCUGAGCGGAGCGUCAUGUUGCUUGAAGGGCAGCGGGUGGUGCCCAAAAGGACCCUGGAAAGCAACUACCGCUUUGCGUUCCCCGAUCUCACCUCUGCCCUGCAGGACAUUCUAGCCUGAGUCAGGAAAAUGGCUUGCUCUGGGGGAAGAGAUGCAUUACUUGAAUCUACAUGCACCGUGCAGGGACGGUGGGGUGGGGGGCACAAAUUAUUUGCCCCCUCGGCAGUCCCUGUCCAGAUCCCCGCACUCCGCCCUAUACGUGCUGUUUUAUCUAGAAAAGCAAAAGCCAGCUCCCCUUGACAGCAACGGGAGAUUUUCUCCCAGAUUGGAUCGUGCACGCUGGGGACCCUGAUCUGGAUUGGGACCAUAGCAGGGGUAAAGAGCGUAAGCCGCCUCCCAUUGUGGCCCCAAUCCAGAUCAGUUUCCCACAUGUGCACUUCUUUACGCGGAAAGAAUUGUAGUUCAUGCUGAAUUAAUAUAACAUUUGACUCUUA
This is a messenger RNA of Hemicordylus capensis (graceful crag lizard), 1451 nucleotides long. It is a transcript of the gene SDR39U1, whose product is annotated as short chain dehydrogenase/reductase family 39U member 1. The transcript is spliced from 6 exons. The record is from RefSeq and is a predicted model, not a curated record. NCBI's taxonomy places the organism in Eukaryota, Metazoa, Chordata, Lepidosauria, Squamata, Cordylidae. Bases 190 to 1077 code for a protein of 295 amino acids.